AAACGUGUGUUACGAUAUACCCACCGCAACAGUAUUAUUUGCAAUGUAUUUAUAUAGGAACAAUAAUCAAGGAAAAUAAUAAUGGCUUUCAAUAACGGGGAUUUGUGUAAAAUAAUGGUAUUAGAUGGCGGUUUUUCAACACAACUAGCUAAAUAUGUAGGAUUAGGAAUCGACAGUGAUCCUUUGUGGAGUGCUAGGUACAACUCCACAAGACCUAGCGAUGUUAGACAAGCUCAUUUGGAUUACCUCAGAGCUGGAGCAGACAUUAUUUCCACAAAUACCUACCAAGUCAGUAUUAAAGGAUAUAUGGAGCAUUUAGGAUUGACUCAUCAGGAAUCAAUAGAUUUGAUAAAUUCUGCUAUUAAAUUAGCAUUUGAGGCUCAAGAAUUAUAUAAAAAAGAAAGCUUGUCCCAUGGUGAGAGUAAAGGAAAAAUGCCGAUAAUAAUGGGAUCAGUAGGACCUUAUGGAGCUCAUCUUCAUGAUGGCUCUGAAUAUAGUGGUACCUAUGCAAAAACGAUUACCAAAGAGGAACUGCAAGCAUGGCACAGACCACAAAUAGAAGUACUUCUAAACGCUGGUGUUGAUGGUUUGGCGAUCGAAACCAUUCCUUGUCAGAUAGAAGCUGAAGCAGUGAUCGACUUAAUAAUAAACGAGCACCCUGGUACAAAAGCAUGGUUGAGCUUCCAGUGUAAAAAUGAAUUAAGUUUAGCUAGUGGUGAAAGUUUUCGUGAAGCAGCACUAAGUUGUUGGAAAAAAGCUUUGGCCACAAAUACAUUGGUUGCAAUUGGUGCAAAUUGUGUUCAUCCUAAGUACGUUAGUGGAUUGUUUAAGUAUCUUAAUCACGACCAAAAAUCUAAAAUUCCGUUGGUAGUCUAUCCUAAUAGCAGCGAGGAAUACACCCCCAACGAAGGGUGGACAAGAAAAGAACAGUGCCCACCUAUCCAAGAUUUUCUAACCUCCUGGAUUGAUUUGGGAGUAAAAUUUAUUGGAGGAUGUUGUCGAACUGAUGAUGAAGUUAUUCGAAAUAUCAGAAAAGCGGUAGAUAGUAUAAACCGAAGUUAA
This is a messenger RNA of Ctenocephalides felis (cat flea), 1062 nucleotides long. RefSeq names its product homocysteine S-methyltransferase 3-like. NCBI's taxonomy places the organism in Eukaryota, Metazoa, Arthropoda, Insecta, Siphonaptera, Pulicidae. The transcript is spliced from 8 exons. Gene Ontology annotation, molecular function: zinc ion binding; S-adenosylmethionine-homocysteine S-methyltransferase activity. The record is from RefSeq and is a predicted model, not a curated record. Gene Ontology annotation, biological process: S-methylmethionine cycle. Bases 82 to 1062 code for a protein of 326 amino acids.